CAUGUUAUGCAGACUUGACAUGGAUGUAUUUGCGAUUGAGAAGAUGGCAACUAAAUAUAAUGGCGCCUUUUUGGAACUCUUGUCAAAACUUCAAAGCGUGGCGCAAACAAAUAAAAUGCUUCGUGCUUUGAAACUUAUCUCAUUUAGCGGGUCUCAAUCUGAAAUUCUUUUCAUUAAGGAGGUACUUGCCUGUUUUUCAGCACUUGAAAAGGAUUUCAUUAUUUUUGACGAACCUAACUAUAAAAAGAAGUUCAAGUUUGGAAUUAGGCAACAACUUUUGCGUUUUCCUCGUGCCUCCACAAAAGCAGAAAUUGUUGUUAUGUUUCUGUUGAACUAUGCUUUUUGGUUUGAGUGAUGUGCCAAAUGACAAUUUG
This is a messenger RNA of Ipomoea nil (Japanese morning glory), 374 nucleotides long. RefSeq lists its product as uncharacterized. The transcript is spliced from 2 exons. The record is from RefSeq and is a predicted model, not a curated record. Lineage: Eukaryota; Viridiplantae; Streptophyta; Magnoliopsida; Solanales; Convolvulaceae. The coding region runs from base 2 to 355 and encodes 117 amino acids.